CGACAUCAACGACAACUUCACUUGUUCCGUUGCUUCUCUUCAAGGCAGCACACACAUAUCCCUUCAGAAACUGGAUGUACAGCAUCUGAAUGUCAUGUUCUCCUCAUUUUUCCCUUCCUCUCUCCCAAAAUUGUCAUUCAGCCGCGGAUGGUCGGGAAGAGCUGUCAACAUCCCCGCUGUUGAGAUCCAUGACGUUGAAGUCCUGAGCGACAAACGAGGACGAAGACUCAAGCAUCUUCUUCGCCUCAAUCAUGCUACUUUCUCUAUCCUAUACAAUCACCUCAGAUUCCACAAUCACACACCGCAUCUACUUGGCUCUGCAUGUCUAUUAGGCGGUGAUGCCGACCACCUAAAUUCGGUUUACGAAGAUGCUGCCACGAAUGAGGGCCAUGACCAUUGGGAAGAUGCUCCUUCGGAAAUCGCUCUCCACGAUUACCGAGACUUCCUAGGGAAACGCGAUUACCAGCGAGCUUGGGUCGACUUUUUUGAAGACCAGCUUGUGCUACAUGGCUACGAUUGGAAAGAGGUGGUCUCGAAAUUCCUCUUUGACCGUGGCACUAAAGGCUCUGACACUGAGUGGCCCAUGUUCAACGCCCUGACAUCCGGUCUCGGCCAUCCACUGAUUCAUCUGGGAUAUGCCUAUGAGCUCAACAGUAGAGAAGUCGGAAUGGAGGCUUUGGGGCUGGUUGCCACUUGUUAUGACCCCAAACUCGCCAAAAUACUAGAAACGAAGAUCCCCCAGAAUUCACAACAGCAGAUUAUUAAGUCCCACGUGAAGCCAACAACAGACUUGUUCUCCAUCCUACUCAAAGUCCACGAUGACACACGUUUUGACGGGAUGUUUGAUCAGCCCGGUGGUGAAAAUCUGAGUCAUCUCCUGGGUGAUGAAUCACUGGUGUCAAUCCUUGUCGAAUAUUGGUCAUCGUGGCAAAUCAAGGACCCCACCAAGGACUUUGCGCAGUCGCAGAACCUGGCCAUCGCAUUACUGAUAGCGAGUGCUUCUUCAGUGGGAGGACAUGGUUUUGAUUUCUUCCUUGUCCACCUCCUGACUACCUCACACGCCGUACGGAUUCUGAUUCCAGUCAUUGAACCCCAGUAUCAUGUGUUGCUGGUCCGCGAAUGGUUUCUAAUCACCCUGGCUAUUUACAUAGCACAAUCACGACCUGAAAUCAAAACAUCCAAUAUUACGGAAUAUGAUGUCAAAGGACGAGACUGGGAAUUUGUCACGACGACGGCCAUCCAAGGCCCCCACAAGUUUGAUGCCCAUUUCGUCAAGGCAUGUCGAGCAAUUAAAGAAGCAGAGAAAGUCUGGGGAGAGACUGAGGAUCAAUAUUAUCUCAAAGCGGCGGUCAAGUUCGCAAGCGAAUUUGACGGAUGGGGUGGAUUUGGCGCGGAAGAUGAAGAGGUGGAAAGAGAGAAAACAGUCAAGGGUGGGUGAAUUAUGCCACCUAAGGUAGUUGCCGAAUUACGAGGCUGGAUGACCAAAAUUGUAUGAUCAUGUCAUAGCAUAAGGAGUCUUGUUGUUGAUAUAUAAUGAUACGGGCAGUUUGACGACUCU
Molecule: messenger RNA, 1558 nt
Organism: Exophiala mesophila
Lineage: Eukaryota; Fungi; Ascomycota; Eurotiomycetes; Chaetothyriales; Herpotrichiellaceae
Exons: 2
Coding region: 95-1438 (447 amino acids)
Molecular function (GO): oxidoreductase activity
Source: RefSeq, a predicted model, not a curated record